This is a messenger RNA of Oryzias melastigma (Indian medaka), 2607 nucleotides long. RefSeq names its product drebrin 1 (gene dbn1). Lineage: Eukaryota; Metazoa; Chordata; Actinopteri; Beloniformes; Adrianichthyidae. The transcript is spliced from 5 exons. Bases 1226 to 2059 code for a protein of 277 amino acids. The record is from RefSeq and is a predicted model, not a curated record.
GGAAUGAAAACCAGCCUAGUCUGCAUUUUUUCCAAAAGAGAUGCUACCAUGUUGGAGCCAGACGACAUCCGGGAGCAGUGAUUGGCUGAUUGAGAGGUCUGAGUUUCUAUGGAAACCACUCGCACCAAUCAGUGCUUGUUGGAAGGCCACGCCCCUACCAUUUGAAAUUGGGCGGCGACACAUUCUGUCAAUCCAACGUUUUAAAUGUUGGACAUGGGGGGCCAGUGGCUCCACCCACUUUCAUUGAGGCAUGUGAUUGGUCAGUUUAUAACUUGAAUAAUUUUAACUACAGAAAAAAGAGGAUUAUCAGUCAGAUGUUAAAAGGCCUCAGAGUCAGAGUGUUGAUUCUGACCAAUGGAAUGACAGCAACAGCUGGUCAUUUCUACAUAGAAGUCGAUUUUGGCUUCUUGGAGCCACUUCCUGUUUGGAAUGCCGGGGGGGCGGGAUAGCCUGUCCAGUUCUCAGAUACAGUGAAUGGUGUAGAUCCACCAGGAAUGAGAGCAGAAGGGCUUGUGGGGGCGUGGCUCCAUCUUGUUUAAAAUUUGUGUUUUUUUUUAAUUGGGGGGGGGGGACUGACUCACACCUUUAGACAAACCGUAUUCUGAGUGAUGUGGAUCUGGAUCUCGGCAUGAGUCUGAGUCCGAGUGCAGAACACCCAGAUCCGAGCGGACUCACCAACCAGACUCUGACGGUUAGAGUUUCCUGUUGGUCAAAACAGGAACAGCAAAGUAGCAUCGUCCAGUCAAAGACUCGCUCCCACGUUAGUGAAUCUGAGGAAAUGAAAGGUCAGACAGGAACGUGAGGAUGAGCAUCAGACCUGUAAGUAGAUAGAACAUGUCCUCACAUCAAUCUACUGAUCAAACUACAGAUCAAACUACAGAUCAGUCUCUUGGUUAAAUAUUGAAACCAGCAGAUCUCUAAAGGCUUUUGGAAAUGUUCAAACUCCGUUUCCUGUGCCCAUGUUUCACUCUCUGCUGCUUCAGUGAAGACAGUUAUUGCUAGAUCCUGACAGAGCGUUCAGAGCAGGUGAGGACAGACCUCCAGGUCUGCGUGGAUCUGUCUGUGGUUUGUCCGUCUCAGUCCAGUCUGUCGUCGUCCUGCUUUAGAUGUCAGCUGAUCCAAGUUUAUCUUUUUUCUUCCAGUUUUGUGGCUUCGACCAGCAGCAAAGUGAUUUCUGUCAGAGAAUAACAUUUCUAUCUUCUCCUUUGUCUUCUGACCCGCUCUGAUGUUGGACGGCAUCGUGGCCCCGCCCACACCUUCUCUGUCACAUAAAAACCCGCCGCCGCCGCCUUUAACUCUGACGACAACCUGGAUCGAUGAUGACGAUGAAGCGAGCAGAGAUUCCACCACGGCCGCCGCCUCCCCCAUUCCUAAAAUCGUCACCACGCCCAUCAAAGAGGACUUCAGCCGGGAGGAGGACCUCUGGGACCCGAAGCCGCAGCAGAACCCGGUCCAGGAGUCCACGCCCCCCAAGCCCGUGCAGAGUGUCGCCCCCCAGUCUCGAGACCCCCCCAGCUUCUCCUCGUGGGACUCGGGAACGGACAACCUGGUGGACCUGUGGGACGGAGGCUCCGCCCCCAAAGCCAGCCCGGCCCAGUCCUCCAAUCUGGUGGACCUGAUGGGGGACGCCGAGGUUCUCCAUGGCGACGCCCCCCCCAGCACGGCGGCGGCGAGCGGCCGGCCCCAGCCCCUCCUCAGCUUUGACGAGGUGGUGGACGGCAGCUUCUACUCGGGCGCCGGCGCCGAGGACGACCCGUCCAGCCUGGUGGACGUCACGGGCUCAGACCAGAUGACCCUCAGCUACCAGCACGCCCUGCAGCACGCGUCGGGGGAGGGGCCAGAGCUGGAGGACGCCCAGCUGCUGAUGACCAACGGCGAGGCGCUGCUGAAGGAGGGGACUCAGGCCAGCGAGGGAUAUUUCAGCCAAUCACAGGAGGAGGAGUUCGGCCAAUCAGAGGAGUCCUCAGCCAAACCAGCGCCCGUCUUUUAUAACAGGCCUCCAGAGAUCGACAUCACCUGCUGGGACACGGACCCCGUGGUCGACGAGGACGACGACUGACCGGCCUUUGACCUCCCAUCAUCCGGCAGGAGGAAGCUGCUCGCCAAGAUUUCCUUUUUCUAAGAAAACAAACGCAAACAAACAAAAAAAGUAGUCAUAUUAUUCUCAAUACUACCAACAAUAAGUCUUGCAUCGAGUUAACUUCUGUGAUCAUUUAGAGGAGCAGCCGGCUGUAGGCUGAGAUUGGUUUGUUUUUAUUUAUUUGUUUGUUUGUUUGUUUGUUUGCUGUCACGGCAGGCGGGUUUGUUUGUGAUUGACGACACAUAAACACACUGCUGCAUAUUAGAGACGACAACGCCACACUCUAGUCUGUAGAGCUUUACUGAACUAACCAGAGGAUCCAGCCUGACCUCCUUCCUGCAUCCCUACCUGAGCAAGCUCACCUGUGCGGUCACUUCCUCCUGUAUUAAACCUCACUGUCAUGGUUAACACCUGGAAUUAUUUAUUUAUUCUGCUGUUUGCAGGCUGACGCUCCCUCACACCUGUCCCUUUUUUAACCUUUCCCCUCCUUUUGUAUGAUUUUCAGAUUAAACGUUUGUUAAUCUGGU